AUGACCAUAGAGAGGGGAGGGCAACACAGAGCCCAGAGACCAGAGCGGACCACGAGGAGCCCAGAGACCAGAGCGGACCACGAGGAGCCCAGAGACCAGAGCGGACCACGAGGAGCCAAGAGACCAGAGCGGACCACGAGGAGCCAAGAGACCAGAGCGGACCACGAGGAGCCCAGAGACCAGAGCGGACCACGAGGAGCCCAGAGACCAGAGCGGACCACGAGGAGCCAAGAGACCAGAGCGGACCACGAGGAGCAGAGACUGUCUCUGUCCAGGGAGCUUGAGGCAAUGCAAUAA
Messenger RNA from Knipowitschia caucasica, 297 nucleotides. The record is from the annotation of a GenBank genome assembly. NCBI's taxonomy places the organism in Eukaryota, Metazoa, Chordata, Actinopteri, Gobiiformes, Gobiidae.